UCUAAGGUUUCGAAUCAGUAGAAGCAUAAAUUCGACACGUCGAAAACCACUUCAGAUUACUUUCCUGUUGAGGGUGAACUAAUUUUGUUGUUUCAAUCCAUAUAAUAUCUCGAAGUUCACAAAAUUCUGUUGCCAUAUGAAUGGUCCAUUUGCCCGUGGUUCCCUAACUUGUGCAAACAUUUGUAAGUAUAUAAAUAGUCAAUGCACCACAUCGAAUACCCGAGCAAUCAUCAUGGAGAAGCCUUUAUUUUUCGUUGCGACGCUGCUAAGUCUAAGUGCAGCGCAAUACGAGAACAGCUUUGCAGCAACCCUUGGAUGUUCGCAGUACAACGCAGUAGGUGGCUAUGAAGCAGAUCACCCCUAUUUUGCAAUAUCCAACUUUAGAAAUGUUUUUUCUACCACCAACGUCACCCGAAUUCGGUUAGGGAUUCUUGGUACAAACGAUGGCAUCAUUCGCCUAGCACCAGCUGAAUAUCCGUACGAUGAAACAGAAAUGCAUGAAAUAGUUCUCUCUGGUUGGGCUAACCAACGAUCCGUGAUUCGAAGGUAUAUUCGCGAUUCACCGGACAAAGUCAAUGCGACCGUGGAAUUAGUUAAUCGAGCCAGCAAUGGGAUGCUUUCUUCCCUUAAACCUCUGAUGAUAUCAAUUGAGUACUAUCCUAGUGGAACCAUUAAAAUAGUUAAAGAUGGCAAUAGACGACCACUACUUCAGACUCAAGAUAGAAAAUUAUCGUUCAACAACAUAGGAUUUUGCAAUUGGAACGUUCCGGUAGUGUUUUUCUUCGAUUGUCCCGUUAACUAACUUGAAAAAGAAAAUAGAAUUCUUCACUUGAAUAAAAAUAACAAUCCCAUAUUCCUA
Wyeomyia smithii (pitcher-plant mosquito) is the source of this 859-nucleotide messenger RNA. RefSeq lists its product as uncharacterized. The coding region runs from base 137 to 802 and encodes 221 amino acids. The record is from RefSeq and is a predicted model, not a curated record. NCBI's taxonomy places the organism in Eukaryota, Metazoa, Arthropoda, Insecta, Diptera, Culicidae. The transcript is spliced from 3 exons.